GUUGAGUGUAGUGUAGUUUAUUUUUUCAUCCAAACACAGAGCGAGGAGCUCAUCCAUAAGCAUGCAAAGCGUGCAGUUAAUUUUUGUGAUAGGUUGCAUUUUCUUCGGCAACACUUUGGCGGUACCACGAGGUUACCCAAAAGGAGGACCCCCACCACCGAAACCGCCAUCGCCACCUAGUGGGGGUUAUUCGUAUCCACCACCAAACGGUGGCGGUUCUUUUGGUGGAGGCGGUGGUGGUGGUGGCGGUGCACCAGGUGCAGGCUCUGAUAUACCUAUUAUCAAGCUGGAAUCUAAAGUCAAUAUUGAUGGUUCAUACCAAUAUGAAUACGAAACCGGCAACGGUAUAAAUGCGCAGGAGUCUGGUUAUGUGAAAAACGCUGACGAUCCAUGUAAUGCAGUUUUAACAGCCGAAGGAUCCUUUUCAUAUACUAGCCCUGAGGGCCAGGCCUUCCUGGUGACCUAUACUGCCGAUGAGAAUGGGUUUCAACCUCAGGGUGAUCAUUUGCCAACUCCUCCGCCAAUACCGCCGGAGAUACAAGAUGCAUUGGAUAAGAUUGCUGCUGGUGGCGGACAUCCUGGAGAUGGUGGCGAUGGCGGUAACGGUUGUCCUAAUAAUGGUGGUAACGUCUGCAAUGGAGGAGGUGGAGGUGGUGGUGGAGGAGUACCAAAUAAUGGUUAUCUUUAUUAG
Anastrepha ludens (Mexican fruit fly) is the source of this 691-nucleotide messenger RNA. RefSeq names its product endocuticle structural glycoprotein SgAbd-8 (gene Cpr65Az). Gene Ontology annotation, cellular component: chitin-based extracellular matrix. NCBI's taxonomy places the organism in Eukaryota, Metazoa, Arthropoda, Insecta, Diptera, Tephritidae. The record is from RefSeq and is a predicted model, not a curated record. Gene Ontology annotation, molecular function: structural constituent of chitin-based larval cuticle. Bases 62 to 691 code for a protein of 209 amino acids. The transcript is spliced from 3 exons.